Messenger RNA from Sphaerulina musiva SO2202, 852 nucleotides. RefSeq names its product Arv1-like protein. The transcript has 3 exons. Bases 1 to 852 code for a protein of 283 amino acids. Gene Ontology annotation, biological process: sphingolipid metabolic process; sterol metabolic process; regulation of plasma membrane sterol distribution. The record is from RefSeq and is a predicted model, not a curated record. Lineage: Eukaryota; Fungi; Ascomycota; Dothideomycetes; Mycosphaerellales; Mycosphaerellaceae. Gene Ontology annotation, cellular component: Golgi apparatus; cortical endoplasmic reticulum.
AUGCCUAUAUGUAUCGAAUGCCGGUUUCCCGUGAGCAACCUGUAUACAACAUACAGCAAAGCUGAUGACAAGGCGCUGGGCAAGGGUGUGCGCUUGACACAAUGUCCGCAGUGUAAGCGGUUUGCGGAUAAAUAUGUCGAGCAUGACUUUGUGGUCCUCUUCAUUGACCUGGUCUUGAUCAAGCCCCAGGUUUACAGACAUCUGCUAUUCAAUCGGCUUGGCAGAGAAGAUGGACGCUUCGAUCCAUCAAUCAUUCGUCUAGGCAUCUUGUUACUGCUAUUCGACGUCUAUCUGACCUGGGCACGCAUCGAGAAAGCCACUUCGGAUUCUCCAUCUCUGCCGCUAUCCCCACCUCCGCCGUUACCUCCCUUGCUAUCUGGCUCAGGGAACAGCUCUGCCCAGGCUCUGAACGGCACCGUCAAUGGUUCCGAUGCUCAGAGUCCACUCGCAGCUCAACCAAUCCUGGUGCAAUACAUCUUCUUUCUAGUCCUUUGCACUCUAGAACAGGCCUCUUUUCACCUACCCAUCCGAGCACUGCUAUCACUACGAUUGCCACCGCCACUUCCCUCCCUGGUGCCAUAUUAUCCGCAUCCAGCACUUAUCAGCACGGCGUUACUGGUUUCAAGCUUUACUAAGCUGUUUCCACUCAUGCUUCUGGUAUGGAACUACGACCUACCGAGCAGCGCCAGUGCCGUCUCGUGGGCAGUCAUCAUCAACAAUGUGGCGGCGCUUGAGAUCUUGCUCGAUUGCGGGUAUGUCAGAGCCGCUGGACUCGCGGCUGUGGGAGCGGUAUGCAGAGCAGGUAUUGGAUGGGUACGUGUAGUACAAAUCUCCUUAUUUUGGCACCGCUGA